This is a messenger RNA of Closterium sp. Naga37s-1, 1197 nucleotides long. Lineage: Eukaryota; Viridiplantae; Streptophyta; Zygnematophyceae; Desmidiales; Closteriaceae. The record is from the annotation of a GenBank genome assembly.
ACCAUCGAGUUGCUCAAGGAGCGUCGCGACAUGACGGUGCAGGAGAUCCGGCUGGUGCUGAUGAUCGAGGACCCGCGCGAGGCGGAGCGGCGGCGGCAGAUGGGCAUCGAGAACGAAAGCGGGUGCUCCCGCGACGAGAUCGCUGACGCGUUUCUUGAGGUGUGUGAGGACCGUGUACCAGCAGAUCGCAUGGUGCUGCGCAAGCUGGCGCAGGACAUGCGAGACUGGCCACGCCUACGGUUGUCUUCCCAUGCAUCUCCCCUAACCCCCUCCCACUCGCCUCUCCCAGACCCCUCUUCCCUAACCCCAAUCUCCCCCACACCGCUCCCUCAUCUCUCUCAACCUCCUUUCCCCCCACCUCUGCUCCUCAUCCCUCUCCACCACGCCGUUCCCCCACCACGCCAUUCCCCCUACACGCCACUCCUCCACCACGCCAUUCCCCCACCGCGCCUCUCCCCCACCACGCCAUUCCCCCUACACGCCAAUCCUCCACCACGCCAUUCCCCCUACACGCCACUCCUCCACCACGCCAUUCCCCCACCGCGCCUCUCCUCCACCACGCCAUUCCCCCUACACGCCAAUCCUCCACCACCUUCCCCCACGACCCUCCCCCCCCCAGGAGGAGCCCCCUCCCGAGGAGGCAGUGGGGGCAGGCGGGCAGCGCACGUCCCCCUACGCGCAGAUCACCGACGUGGGGCUGCAGGGCGGUGCACAGGCCAACCGCACUCCCGCCGCCUACUCUGCAUCCGCCACGUCAGCACCUGCCACGUCAGCAGGCGGGUCGUCUGCGAGCCAAUGGGACGCGGGUAUUCCGCUCUCCGUAGGACGUGCCGUGAGUUACGCCAUCUCUCUGUCCGUGCUCCGACCACCUCCUCGCGGACCUACUCCCGGUCCUACUACCGGACCUACUCCCGGUUCCAGACCUACUUCCGGACCUACUCCCAAACCUACUCCCGGACCUACUCGGCGUGGACCUCAAGCAGCCUAUCCAAUGACGUUUGUGAAGCGGAGCCCCAUGUGCCGCCCUUUGCUGCUGCUGCUCCUCGCGAGCUGCUCGUUGGACCUACCAGGCACAACCAGCCCUGCACCUGCAGUUGUGCAUGCUGCAACAAUAGUGGUUGGCGGCAAGAAGGGCUGGCCUGGUGUCAAGUCUUGAGAGGCACCAACUUUCUUUGUGAACGAUAUACUAGUCUUUAA